Harpegnathos saltator (Jerdon's jumping ant) is the source of this 2940-nucleotide messenger RNA. Its product is annotated as nose resistant to fluoxetine protein 6. The coding region runs from base 406 to 2760 and encodes 784 amino acids. The record is from RefSeq and is a predicted model, not a curated record. The transcript has 13 exons. Gene Ontology annotation, molecular function: acyltransferase activity, transferring groups other than amino-acyl groups. NCBI's taxonomy places the organism in Eukaryota, Metazoa, Arthropoda, Insecta, Hymenoptera, Formicidae.
GUAAAGGUCUUUACUCUCCGGCGAAUGGACGCGCUCGUGAAACCGACAUGCACUUAAAGUGGGAGAUAGCAGCUAGAAUAUAUAUACAUUCGCUCGUAUACACACAGUAUCUUUACAACCAUCGUCCUCAUCGUCAAUCAUUUCCGAUCAUACGCGGAAAAUAGCAAAUUUCAAAGAUAUCUCGUGAAAAUUACUGGCUACAAACUUUAAUCACUCUCACUUUUAUUUCUUAUCUUAUUUUAAUUUGCAUUCAAGUUUGAUUGAGUAAAUGUCUUUAGUCUCACUUGAAAUAUUCUCAAACGUUUGCGAAACAUUUUUUUUUAAGAGCCUUUCUGAAAAUAAGUAUAAAUUAUUGAAUGAUAAAGCUCUUCAUACCUUCCUGACAAGAAACAUUGUUUUGUGAAAAUGACAUGGUAUAAAUUUAUUCUGUGCUUGUCGCUGUUGCACCGAUUUUCGAUUUGUUUGCACGUAAAUUCAAUUGCGCUGUCCUCGCAAGAUCUUCCGGCUCUAGAAGAUUUCGUUACUGCAAAUGUUCAGAAGAAUUUUACCGAACAGUUCAUCCGUGUUGAAACCAGACCUGAAUUUCCAUCGAGAAGCACCAGUGCGUUAAACAGCACCGAAGAAGCUAACAACGAACACUGGAGUCUUGAUCGAGUUUUAAAAAUCUGGGAUCCAAUCGCCAUCUCGCGUAUUUGGCAGAACGAGACUUACCAGGAUGCCGGCAUUUCACUAUCCUGCGGUGAAGAUUUUACUCGUUAUAUGACAGGUGUAUCGAGAAAUACGAUCUGGGCUUUGAAAAUGAUGGACGCGGAUGGCAAGCGCACGUGGGGCACAUUUUCCGGUAACAUAUAUUGGCUCGGAGACGCGGCUCAAUGUUACAAAAUGGAAAAUGAAUUUGCGGAAUGGCAAAGGGAUGGGAGACUCCAGCGAAACGAAGAAUUACCGCCCUUUCGCGUCAAUAUGAACUCCGUCAGUUUCGCCCUUCGCAUUCCUCACGAAUCAGCAUUAAACGGGAUAAUCGGCGCUCGCAACAUCACGCUUGGAUUAUGCCUGCCAAUAACAUGCAACACAAGGGACGUCGAGAGACUUUUAUAUUUUAUACAAAUUCAAUUUAAUUCUGACUUUCCUUUAAGGAUUAUUAUCGACCACGUACGAAAUCUUUCGAUGGGAUAUACAUUUUGGGAGGACACGACAUUUUAUAUCUUACUAAUUUCCUUCAUCGUGGUACUUGUGCUCACACUCAUCGGUACUUGUUACGAUGUUACACUACGUUAUAAAAUCUUACGUAGGGGUGAGGAGGAGGAGGAGAACAGCGACGGUAACGCAGUCACGUUGUCAACACUGAAAUCAAACAAGAAGCUCGAUCGCAAAGUUACCAUUUCGAAAUUAUGGGCUGUUAAGACUCACAACGGUUCCUUGGAUAUUCGCAAUUCGAAUAGUAUGCCGAAACCUUGCUCGGAAGCUUUGCUGUCCUUCAGUCUACUCGUCAAUAUAUUCAAACUUUGCAGUCUGGACGUUGGUGUGGAUACUUUAGCGCCGAUACAUGGCUUGAGAUUUUAUUCCAUGCUCUGGGUGAUACUGACGCACACGUGCUUAAUAUUCAACGAAAUCUCAGAAAACAAGACAUUCCGGGACAGAGCGGAGAAACACAUUCUCUAUCAUACCGUCGGUAACAGCAUAUAUUCCGUAGAUACGUUCUUCUUCAUCAGCGGAUGCUUGGUGACAUUUCUCUAUUAUCGCGCUAUGGCGAACAAGAGGUUACGGGAGAGACGGGUGACGCAGGGAUGUCGGGGUCAGAUUCUGCAAUAUUUGGCCAUGAUGUUGUACAGAUAUUUUCGCUUGACUCCGAUUUACUUGCUGGUGAUCGGCCUGGUCCAGGUGUCGAUGAAAUGGUAUCACGAUCAUUCCAUGAUUGAAUUAUCCACGGCACUGGACUACGAGACCUGUGGGAAGUUCUGGUGGCGGAACGCUCUGUAUAUAAAUACCUUUUACAGUGUGGCCGAACGAUGCAUCUCCUGGAGUUGGUACCUUGCGAACGACACACAAUUUUACACCGUAGGCACGAUCAUCCUGCUAAUCGGAGCGAACUUUCUACCGGCGGCCGCAGUUAUCAUCGCUUUCUUUUUGAUCGGCUCGUGGGUCACGACGGCGAUAAUUACUUUGCAUGCUGGACACGUGCCAAGCAUCCAGGAUCCGUUCGCUCACUAUGAGAGCCUGUACGACAAGCCGUGGACGAGAAUAGGACCGUAUCUCAUAGGAAUAGUCACUGGUUGGUACCUCUUCAGGAUCAACUGCAAAGCGGAUAUGAAGAAAGUUGUUGUUGCAUUCGGUUGGCCUCUCUCCUUGGUUAUCAUGAUAUGUAUAGUGUAUGGAUUGCACGAAGCUAACUUUGGACCGACAUUAUCCGUGCUCUACACAACGCUCUCACAUUCCGCCUGGGCGAUGUGUCUGGCGUGGAUCCUGAUCGCCUGCGUUACCGAUCACGGUGGUGCGGUGAAUCGUGUACUCUCCUGGAAAUACAUGUAUCCGCUCUCGAGAUUGACGUAUUGCGUCUAUCUAGUGCAUCCCAUGCUCAUAAGAGUUUUCAUUCUACAGAGCGGACGUUCGUGGUAUCUCUCGAUCAGUUCCUUGGCGGUGCUAUUUUUGGGGAAUGUGGUGACAUCAUACGCCGUGUCGCUGUUCCUCAGUCUGUUAUUCGAGGCACCCAUGGUAUCUCUGUUAAGAAUACUGCACCCCUUGAGAGAGUGGAAGCAGCUGUAAUUCACUUUUGCAUCAUCAAUAUGAAGCACCAAGAAGAAGAUAGGGAAAUGAAGAAAGAUCAAAAGAGUACCGUGCAUACAUGUGCAUGCAAAAAUAUAUAUUAUAUUCAGCUUUUGUACAUUGAUAAAAUAGAUAAAAUAGAUAUCUAUGUUUCCAACGACAAUUCAACGCAAAAAUCAC